AUGUGCUUAGUAUUAGCACUACUGCCUCAGAGAGCAUGGGAUGUUCUGCUUGAUAACUGUCUCAUCAGUGACCCUCUUCCUAUCAAUCACAAGUACUAUCACUCUGGAGACAUCAACAUUGCUGGCAUUAUUUCUCAGAUCUACACAUUUUCCAACACUGUAACCUUCAAAUCGCAUCCCUCUCAUGAACUCCUUGGUGACCUCAUCCAUUUUGUUGCAACCUGGAUCUAUCUUGCUGCAAUGGAACUUCUCUCCACAUGGGGCAGAUUCAUUCCUAACUACAAGUGUGACAGGCAGGAUAAUGCAGUGGCUGUCAUCGGGGGCCCUAACUCAGAUGUGAGUCUCUUCAUGGCAAACAUUCUGUGUGUCUACAAGGUUCCACAGCUCAGGUAUGGCUCUGCUCCUGUGAUGAAUGAUCAAAGUCAAGAAGGUUUCUUCCAAACAUUAUUCCCUAAAGAAGACCACCAGUAUAUAGGGAUACUACAGUUACUGCUGCUCUUUAGGUGGACUUGGAUUGGGGUAAUUUUUGCAUACUACAGCGGAGAGACGUUUGCAGAGACUGUGCUGCCCAAGUUUUCUCAGAGAGGAAUCUGCUUUGACUUUAUAGAAAAAUUGCCAACUGUGUAUUUUAACACUGAUAUUGCUGAAAAGGUGGCAGAGUGGGACAAAACAUACACAGAUAUUAUGAGAAGUACAGCCAAUGUUGUGAUCCUACAUGGUGAAAUUACCGCUAUGAUAUUUUUGUUAACAUUUCCGGCGUUUUCAGAAACUUUCGACAUACCAGUGAAGACAAAAGUCUGGAUAAUGACGGCCCAGGUGGAGUUCACAUCACUUCCCCUUCAAAGGUUGUGGGACAUAGACAUCAUCCAUGGUGCUCUAUCCCUUGCAAUUCACUCAAAGGAUGUGAUAGGAUUCCAGAAUUUUCUUCACAACAGAAACCCUACCUCAGAUGAAGAAGAUGGUUUUCUCCGGGACUUCUGGCAACAGGCAUUUAACUGUGUGUUCCCAGACACUGAGGUAGAAAAGCAGAAUGAAAAAAUCUGCACUGGGGAAGAGAAACUGGAGAGUCUUCCUGGGUCUGUUUUUGAAAUGAGCAUGACCAGCCACAGCUACAGUGUCUACAAUGCUGUCCAUGCUGUGGCACAUGCUUUGCAAUCCCUGCAUUCAUCGGUGUCAAAACGUAGAGCAAUGGUGGAUGGAGUGAGGCAGGAGCUUCUGAAUCAACAGCCAUGGCAGCUUCACCACUACCUGCGAAGUGUUUCAUUUAACAACAGUGCAGGAGAAAAGGUUUCCUUUGAUGAAAAUGGGGAAUUGGUAGCAGCGUUUGAUAUUAUCAACUGGGUCACAUUCCCAAACAAAUCUUUUCUUAGAGUCAAAGUUGGAGAGAUUGACCCUAGUGGCCCCAGAGGACAAACAGCUACCAUUGCUGUAGAUGCUAUUAUAUGGCCCAGCACCUACAACCAGGCACAGCCCAUUUCUCUGUGUAAUGAUUUGUGCCAUUUCGGUUAUAGUAAAAGAAAGAAGGAAGGGGAGCCAUUUUGCUGCUAUGAUUGUCAUCCAUGCCCAGAAGGGAAGAUUUCAAACCAGAAGGACCAGGAUAACUGUGAUGAAUGUCCAGAAGAUCAUUUUCCAAGCAAGGAUCAGGCUUUUUGCAUUCCCAAAGUCAUCAGUUUUCUGACUUACACAGACCCUUUGGGGAUCAGUUUGGCUAUCAUUGCUCUUUCCUUUUCUUUCAUCACAAUUUUGGUGUUUUCGAUCUUCAUUACGCACAAGGACACGCCCAUAGUCAAAGCCAACAACCGAAACCUCACCUUCACUCUGCUUAUCUCCCUUCUGCUCUCCUUCCUUUGUGCCUUACUAUUCAUUGGCCGACCUGAGAAGGUGACUUGUCUCCUUCGACAAACUGCUUUUGGCAUCAUCUUUUCAGUGGCCGUUUCUUGUGUUUUGGCCAAAACCAUCACUGUGGUUCUUGCUUUCAUGGCCACCAAGCCAGAGUCCAGAAUGAGGAGAUGGGUAGGGAAAAGACUGGCUAAUUCCAUUGUCCUUUCCAGCUCCUUUACUCAAGUCACUAUUUCUGCAGUUUGGCUAUCUCUAUCUCCGCCAUUUCCAGAUUUUGACAUGCAUUCAAUGACUGAAGAAAUUAUACUGGAAUGUAAUGAAGGUUCGGCUAUCAUGUUCUACUGUGUCCUGGGUUUUAUGGGUUUCCUGGCCAUUAUCAGCUUCACAGUGGCUUUCCUAGGCAGAAACUUACCUGAUAGUUUUAAUGAAGCCAAAUUUAUCACCCUCAGCAUGUUAGUCUUCUGCAGUGUUUGGCUGACUUUUGUUCCAACUUACCUGAGCACAAAAGGAAAAUACAUGGUGGCUGUGGAGACCUUCUCCAUUUUGGCCUCUAGUGCUGGGUUACUGGGCUGCAUAUUCCCUCCCAAAUGCUAUAUCAUUGUGGUAAGGCGUGAUUUGAAUAACAAACAGCAGCUAAUGAGAAGACAUUAUUAA
This is a messenger RNA of Elgaria multicarinata webbii, 2493 nucleotides long. Its product is annotated as vomeronasal type-2 receptor 26-like. Gene Ontology annotation, molecular function: G protein-coupled receptor activity. The record is from RefSeq and is a predicted model, not a curated record. Bases 1 to 2493 code for a protein of 830 amino acids. Gene Ontology annotation, cellular component: plasma membrane. Lineage: Eukaryota; Metazoa; Chordata; Lepidosauria; Squamata; Anguidae. The transcript has 6 exons. Gene Ontology annotation, biological process: G protein-coupled receptor signaling pathway.